AUGAUCUCGGAAAGUUUGGGUAGAGUUCGUGAAGUUUGUGAAGUUCCUGAAGUUCGUGGUGUUCCUAAAGUUCUUGGUGUUCCUGAAGCUCGUGGUGUUCCUGAACAGUUGGCAAUAUUGGCUGAAUUGGCACUUGCUGCUGCAACGGAGAUUGCAACUGUGUAUACUGAG
This is a messenger RNA of Racocetra persica, 171 nucleotides long. Lineage: Eukaryota; Fungi; Glomeromycota; Glomeromycetes; Diversisporales; Gigasporaceae. The record is from the annotation of a GenBank genome assembly.